This is a messenger RNA of Sturnus vulgaris (Common starling), 1902 nucleotides long. RefSeq names its product cAMP responsive element binding protein like 2 (gene CREBL2). Gene Ontology annotation, cellular component: nucleus. Lineage: Eukaryota; Metazoa; Chordata; Aves; Passeriformes; Sturnidae. Gene Ontology annotation, biological process: regulation of DNA-templated transcription. The record is from RefSeq and is a predicted model, not a curated record. Gene Ontology annotation, molecular function: DNA-binding transcription factor activity.
AGACCUGUAAAAAAGGAGCCACAAAGAAGAGGGGAAGGUGACUGCAAAACCUGCAUUCCAUAGGACAAGAAACUAGGGAGUUACAUUUCUGCAAGGAGGAUCUACAUUAGGAACAGGGAGAGUUGAGCACUGACAGGUUGUGUGAGGAGACUCACCAGGCUGGGGAGUAAAGCUUUGAAGGUGAACGUGGCCAGUGGUGAUAUACUACUGGAACAGAGGCAACAGAGAUAGGACUCAAUGUGACUGAGUUCCCUGUUUAGUAAAACUCCUCAAGAUUCCUUUGAAAGAAAUCUAGCCCAAGGAAGCUCGGGUGGCUAGUGAAAAAUUUUGAAUUUAGAGUAGGCUGAAACUGUUGACUGCAGCAAAACUAAGUUUUGCAUUAUAUUCAUAGAAACAAAUACAUUUUUUUCUAAAUGGAAGUGUUAAUUUCUAGAAUAUAAUGUUUCCAGGCCUGCUAGAGCAGAGGCUGUUGGUGAUAUGAAAGCAAUUUCAUUACAAGCUGAUUAUUCUUCCUCAAUACCCAGAUACCCUCGUAGAUGCCUGAAGUAGUGUGUUCAGUUCCAGGCUCCCCAGUAUGAGAGAGAAAUAGAACCACUGGAGAGAGUCACAGCUCAGCAUUCUUAUUUCCUCUGUUGCUCCAGAAUGUAUAUGCAAGAUUUUAGACUCGAGACUCCUAGUAGUUUUGGUCACAUGUUCCAGCAUUACCUUUGCAGACAGGAUCUUUAUUGUGCCCUUCCUUUCCAGGUGGUUGGAGGCAAGGUAAAGAAACCAGGCAAACGAGGUCGUAAACCAGCCAAAAUAGACUUGAAGGCAAAACUUGAAAGAAGUCGUCAGAGUGCAAGAGAGUGCAGAGCCAGGAAGAAGCUGAGGUACCAGUACCUGGAAGAGCUGGUUUCAAGCAGAGAGCGAGCCAUCUGUGCUCUCAGAGAAGAGCUUGAAAUGUACAAGCAGUGGUGCAUGGCCAUGGACCAAGGGAAAAUCCCCUCGGAAAUAAAAGCCCUGCUAACUGGAGAGGAGCAAGGCAAAGCACAGCAGAACUCAACCAAACUUGCCAAGGCUGCGAAGACAGAGGCUAACAGCAGCAAUCCCUGAGGCCGAUGCAGAACCUUCCACACUGCAGCAGAGGUGGCUCGGGAGCUGGCAGGAGGAAGAAUGCUGUUCUGAAGAGUGGAUGCAUCUCCAGGUGCAGGGGAAAUGAUCCCAGACCGUUCUCUUCUCUUUGCUCCUCCCCACAUGAAAUUAUUUGAUUAUGGUGUUCCUAAGGCUUCGUGGGGUGGGGCUUUUGUGGCAGCAGGUGUUGAUGUAAGUGGAGCCUUGUUCUUCCUUUUGCUACACUGCCCUCCCCAAAUACAGCUAUGGCAGCUUUGGGGCAUUCCCAGCACAAGAGUGGGGCUGCUUUUAUAUCAGAGCCCAGACUUAGGCUGGCUUUGUGUUUGGUGGUUAUGUGGUUGUUAACUGUUGUGGGACUCUGGGAGGUUCUGUAAAAGAAAAGCAAGAGUAGGAUCUCAUAACAGCUUUGCUAAAGGCAAGCCCAGUACUGUAGGUUGAGGAGAAGGAGCUGGAUCAAAAGCUUUCAGUGAGAAGAUUUGUAGCAAUGUCAGUUGUAACCUAAAUGCAGGUGUUGCUCUCGGCAUCCAUCUGUAAUGCAGUGUGUCUUUUGUGUUACUGGGGUUCUCAAAGAGGUACUAAGUAUAUUUCCUGUGUGUCCUGGUUUAGGGCAAAUUUGGGAAGAAACUUCCAAAGGGGUCCCUCUAGAAAACAGAUUCAAGCGGCCCCUCCCUCAACUGAUUUGGCAAAAUAUUUCCUUGGAGAAAAGUGGAAAAAAACUGUUUAUUUAACAAGUGAAGUAUUCACAAGCUAAAAAAAUGAAUAAUAUUAAACAAUAAAAGCUCUCACUGUUCU